AACAACAGACGACAACACAGAGCGAGUCGGGCCAGCUGAUCGCUCGGGUGCAGAGUGAGGCAGAGGUUAACCACGGGGUUUUCACGUUCAGACUCUCAGCACACAUUAAGAGGGGCAAGGAGGUGCAAUCAGAGGUUGUAUCCAGGCAACAUGCGGGAAUAAGGCAGUGGAAUCUAACGUGGGAGGAGAAGGAUGGAAAGGAGGUGCAAGAGUGAAGAACUGAGAAAGAAGGAUAAAGCAGGCAGUUGGGAGAAGAGGAAGAUAGAAAGGUGUAGAAAAGAAACAAAGGAGGAAUGUGGUGCUGUCGGCCCGCGUUCCAGCUACACCGAGGCGUGGGUCGAGAAGAAGUAAUGUCUUCUACUCUUGUUGAGACAGUCUCUAUCAACUAUGAGGAUUUCAAUGAGUCAUUCCUCACCUGUGGCACAUGCCUUUUCAAAUUAUGGACAGGUUCCUUCGAUGGAGGAGAACACACCCCAAAGCUGCUUCACUGCUCGCACACAGUGUGCCUUCACUGUCUCACAGGAAUUGUAGCCUCCCAUGCCAGGGACGAUGGCACAUUUCGCUGCCCAAUAUGCCGGGAAUCUAUACGAAUCCCCUCUGGUGGAGUGGCUGCUCUGCCACCAUCGUUCCUGGUUAACCAACUCUUAGAUCUCAUGUCAAGACAAAGAAGAGAAGUUAUACCUAAAUGUUCUACACAUGCCAAUCAGGAGCUGUUAUUCUGUGAGUCUUGUGACCUUGUCUUCUGUACUCAAUGUAGUAAUGGCUCCCACCAGGGAAGUGCAGCAAGUUACCAACAUACUGUUAUUCCACUUUCUAUUGCCAUCAAAAGAAUGUCGGAGAUCCUCUGUUACAAAGCAAAUGAAUGUUAUUCGAAGUUAAAUGAAGCCAGUGAUGCAGUGACAUCAGAGAUGCACCAGCUGGAUCAUGCUGUUGACAACACCUUUGAAGAUGUCAACAGAGCUUUCCAGGCCAUUAUUGACAUUAUAGAACAGCGGAGAGAUGCUGUUAUCAGCAAUGUUAAAAAGAUGAGGGAUGAGAAAAAAAAAGUUUUACAAGACCAACUUGACAUCAUUGAAAGUGAAAGACGCAAAGUCCAGCAAGAAUGCGAAGGCCUUCAGUAUCAAGUUGAAGUCCGGAAUAUAACAAAAAAAAUUGCCCAUUUAAAUACAAAAAUAGACUCACUUUCAACACUGGUUGAGCCACGAGAAAAUGCGUUUCUUCGUUUUGAGAGUCAGCACAAUGAGGCAUUUGAACACAUCCAGACUACCAUAGAAGACUAUGGCAGGGUGAUGACUAGCAAGACAUUCCCAAGCUUGUGUUUCAUGAAGGCCAAGAAAGCUAUGACUCACCUAAGGAGUGAGGUAGUGGUCUACACUGUGGACUAUGAUGGAGAAAGCCAGACAACUGGAGGUGAUCCAUUGGAGUCGGAAGUCAAGUCGGAGGGUGGAGAUCUGAUUGACAGCCAGAUUGAAGAUAAUGAAGAUGGCACAUAUUCUGUCUUUUUCACUCCAGAAAAUGGGGGGAACCAUAGUGUGGCAGUGAAGAUAUUUGGCAGGCCUAUAAAGGAGAGCCCACUCAUUGUUGAGGUCUUAGAUGAACACAAUCCAGAUAUUGUUUAUGGGUCCCGUGGCUCUGGGAAAGACCAGUUUCUGCAGCCUGUGGGGAUCUGCAUUGAUGACAAUGAAUAUAUGUAUGUAGCUGAUACCGGGAAUUCUAGAAUCAAGGUUUUGAGUCCACAGCUGAAGGAAGUGCAGCAUAUUGUAGGGGAUGCCCUAGAAGGUAGAAGUGUCACAGGUAUAACGAGGACACCCAGUAGCUCACUUGCCUUUGUCAACUGGAGAAAAAAGACUAUCACAGAAGUCACGUCUUCAGGCCAGCUUCUGUCACAGUUUACCCACGACCAGUUAAAAGAACCUACAACCCUUGCUGUAAACUGUGAUGGAGAGAUUCUAGUUGCAGAUAAUGCAGCCAACUCAAUCUUUGUCUUCCUACCAGGAGGGAAAUUAGUGAGAAGAUGGGGGGUUAAAGGAAACAAACCAGGCCAGUUGGGAUCAAUAGCUGCAUUGUGUACUGGACCAGAGAAUGAAGUAAUUGUUGCAGAUUCAAGAAUACAAGUGUUCUCACCAGAAGGGCAGUAUGUACGCACCAUUUUCGAAACUAAAGGUAAAGGACCAAAGGGGACUUAUGGAGGCCUCUUUCUUGACCCAAAGGGCUUAUUGCUUGCCACCAGACAAGAACGCAAUAACUCCUGCAUCCAGGUAUUUGACUACAUUCUUGGAACUUUAAUAUUUACAAUAGACUCUAGAGAAGCAAAAUUAAAACGGCCAUCAGGAUUAGCCACGACUCAGGAUGGUUAUGUGAUAAUUGUUGACCUUGGCAAUGAUUGUGUCAAGAAAUUCCGGUACAUGUAGAAAUGGAUUCAUAAUACAUUGGAUACACAUAUUUAAAAUGGAUUAAUUGGCUUUGUUUUUGUUUAAAGAAUGUUGAUGAUAACUAUCCAUGUACAGAACUGAGUGAAAGAGAAGUCAGUUUACUCCAAAACAGAUGUUACAUUUGAAUAUUUCAUAUCACUGUUCUUGAACAAUGAGAUUUAGUGAGGAUUAUCUUGGCAAGAGUUGGAUUUCAUUGGUUUUAUAAUGAUGAUGUUGUUUUGUGAUAUUAACUUUAUUUCCUCAUUUGGUUGGUACUGAAUCAUAAUUUCAUCAUUAAAUUAUGUGCUGUAUUCAUUAAUUAUAAUAAUAGAGAUUAAGAUGGUAGUAGUCAUAUCAUUCAUUCUUAUUUUUGUAUUAAAAGUGACAUUGUCAUAAUUGGUGUUAUCUUUUCAUUUUCACAGAUUUAAAUUUUAUUCAUGCUUUUGAUAUUUACACAUUUUAUUUAUAAUGAACUGAAAUUCAAAAGUACUUACAAGCUUUAGGAAAUUGUGUUGACAAAAAGUACUUAAUAUUUACCACUGUACUUAUUGUAUAUCAAGCCAAGGUUGUGGACCAGCAGAGCAUAGCAUUUUUUUAAGUCAUUGGAGACUAGAAUAUAGAAAAAGGACUAGUAAGCUACUGAAAGUGCAAAGGGAUCAUUAUCCUCUUCUUAAUUUGUGUAUGUACUUAGGAUUUUCUUAUAUGUACAAGGAUAUGAACAGAAAUGUUUGUCAGAUUUUCAGAAAUAUUUUGUAGUUGAUUUUGAAUGAGAUUUUUCUGUACAGUGGUCAUCAGAAAAGGAACAUGUACACUAGAUACUUUGCAUUAUGUAUUACAUUUUUAUUAACAUAAUGUUACAUAUGAUGCAGUAUACACACACACAUAACAGUAUGUGAUCAAUGAAAUAUUGAUGUUUAACCCCCUCUACAAGGGCUAGAGUUCAUAGUGCAACACUCACAGAUGGGCAUAUUCUUGAAAAAAAAUCUAGAAAAAAAAUAUUUUGCCUUCUCAAAAUAGUAAUUGUACAGUAAAGAAUAAAAAUAAAGUAUGAACUUUGGUAGAAUUGAGCUUCCAGGUGACUGAGCAGCCGUGAAAAUGUCAGCAGGCACACUAACUCAUCCCUGAGCACCAAGGGGAGUUGACUGUGAAGAGAUAAGGUAUGGCAGAGAUUACCUAUACACACUAUCUGGCAAUUUUUCCCAGUUCCCAAUUCAAAUAUGUCCAGGAAACUGUAAAAUGUCUUAGAAGGAGAUUCAUCACUGCAUAUAUGCACGUUUUAAAAUGGAACCUGGCCAUGAAGGUUUUAGGGAUGCCACUUACAUAGUUAUAUCAUGUAAUGCUGGUUUAAAAGAGACCAAUUUCAGAGACCAAUUUCUUAUGAAAGACCAAUUUUUUGAGAGUAAGGCCAUUGCAUAUUAUCUAUUUAAAGAAUACUUAACAAACAUUGAGUAGUGAAAUCAACAUUUUCCUGAAAUAAUGAAAGCUUUUAAAUCACCCAACAUUUGCAGAAGAGCUUUUCCUUUUAUUUUGCAUGUUUGGCAACUUAAUACUUUGUUUGGAGCUAAAUCUCAGUAGUGGUGAAGAAAGUUGGCUAUUUGUUUAAUAAUCCAUUAAAAGAAGUUCCCUAUAAGAACAGCAUUAGUUAGUAACUUAUGACUGUCAGUAGAAAUAGAAAAUAAAAUUGUUCUGGGAGAACAUCUUUAAUAUCUCAGGUUUAAUAUUAUGCAUAUCAAGGUUGCCCAUUGCAAAGAAAGCCUGUUGUGCUUUCUUUGUUGUUAAACACAGAAGCCUAUGAUCAAAUAUAUGAAAUGUAGAAUUUUAAUACCUUUUUUCUCUAGAGUCAAAUCUCCUUAUAUUCAUGUUUUUAAUGCUUUUAGGAAAGAAAGACUGAGUCUUACAUAAAUGGGCAGUUUUCCAAAUUCCUUGAAAAUUCCUAGUGUAUGUAAACUAGAUAAAGUGUUCACACUGUAAGUAGACCACCUACAGAAUUUCUACCCAAUAUCUCGCCAUUAUUCAUAUGUUCCCAGGAUUAAACUUAUAGAAUGGUCAUGGCAUGGUGUAUUCCAUUAAGGUGAUAAAGCUGUGUGGAUGAUAAUGAAUACAACUCAAGCUAGCACUGAAGCACUAUUUUUUCUGUUUUAGAUAGUAGCUGCCUUGGUACUCCUAAGUUCUUUGGUUUAGUCAUUACAUUACUAGUAUCCUUAGGUCUUUCAUUUAAUUAAUUCCACUAUAAAACUACUGUGGGUUCUCUUUUUAUAUUUGAAUACUUUGAUCUCAUGAAUGCUUUAGCAACCUGAGAGAAGUCUUUGUGGUAAAAGGUAAGCAUUGCUAUUUUUUGACACUUCAACUUCUGGGUUUUCUAUUCUCCAGAUACACAUUUCCAGAGAGAGAUGUAAUUCUGAAUGCUUUUUUUAUGUAGUUGCUUUUGAGUAUAUUUGCCCAGCAUUUUAGAAAAUUAUCAUAAUUGUUGAAAGUGUUUGGAAAUUAUGCUUUUGCUGCAUUAUACUGGAGUACAAAUGUACUGUAAGUUAAGUAUUAGUUUUACUAGUACUUAAGUAUAAACUAUUGCCCUUUGGGUAC
Messenger RNA from Penaeus chinensis, 4991 nucleotides. Its product is annotated as tripartite motif-containing protein 2-like. The transcript has 10 exons. The record is from RefSeq and is a predicted model, not a curated record. Bases 294 to 2411 code for a protein of 705 amino acids. Gene Ontology annotation, biological process: negative regulation of translation; proteasome-mediated ubiquitin-dependent protein catabolic process; protein polyubiquitination. Gene Ontology annotation, molecular function: translation repressor activity; ubiquitin protein ligase activity; protein binding. Lineage: Eukaryota; Metazoa; Arthropoda; Malacostraca; Decapoda; Penaeidae.